This is a messenger RNA of Poeciliopsis prolifica (blackstripe livebearer), 1486 nucleotides long. RefSeq lists its product as uncharacterized. Gene Ontology annotation, cellular component: membrane raft; external side of plasma membrane. Gene Ontology annotation, biological process: T cell activation; positive regulation of ERK1 and ERK2 cascade; interleukin-15-mediated signaling pathway. Lineage: Eukaryota; Metazoa; Chordata; Actinopteri; Cyprinodontiformes; Poeciliidae. The record is from RefSeq and is a predicted model, not a curated record. Gene Ontology annotation, molecular function: MHC class II protein binding; protein tyrosine kinase binding. The coding region runs from base 232 to 1146 and encodes 304 amino acids. The transcript is spliced from 8 exons.
GUCUUUCCUUUGCAUGCUGGACUCUACACCUGCAGACCCGGUUCUGAUCCCUCCUCAGAUGGUUUAGUGCAUCUCAGUGUUUUAACCACUUCACGGGAUGAGGUCACAUUAGAGUGUUCCCUACACAGAUACAGUGGGUUGGAUCUUUGUCCAGAGAACAGUUUCCGCUGGUUGGAUGAAACAGGAACUGAACCGACUGAAGACGUUUGGUUCGAGUUAAGAGGACCAAGAAUGUGUGUUUCCUCUCUAACUGUGAAGGAUCAGAGCGACUCCCACAGAAACUACACCUGCCAGUUUGUUGAAGGAAACAGAGUGAGAGUUGAAGAUCGCUUCACAAUGAAAGGGCCUAUAGUGAUCAGGUUAAUAGGACCUAUCGUACAACAAAUCUCUCUCUACCACAAACCUGGAGAUGAAGCUGUUCUAUCCUGUUUAUCAUCCGACUCGUGUUCCUCUGUUGACUGGAGUUAUGAGAGAAACAACGACAGGAAACAGGAAGUUCAUGAAGGAAUAGUUCAGAGUUCAUCUCGUUCUGCCAGGCUGAGUUUGGACAGAAACUGUUCUCUGAUCAUCAACAACAUUGCAGCUGAAGAUGCUGGACGUUACAGAUGUCAGCCUGAAGAUGGAGGAAACUUUGAAAUAGAAACGUCUCUAAACUUGCUGAUCAUCUCUUCAUCUCCACCUGAUGUUGAUCCAACAAAGAAUGAAGACGUCACAUUAUCUUGUUCUCUGUUGACAUCCAAGUCUUUGGAUUCAUGUCCAGAUAAAAGUCUCCUCUGGUUGAACGAGUCAGGAUCUGUGCUGCUUGAUGAAGGUGAUGGGUUCAAGUUUUGGGGUCAGACUGGUUGUGUUUCUUAUCUGACUGUGAAUCUUCAGAGCAGCAGAAGAUUCACCUGCCAGUUUGUUGAAGAAAAAACAGUGAAGAUAGAAACUCACUACCAAUAUGAAGGCCCCCCCGCCUCGUCUCCUCUGAGCUUCAUCAUGUCGACUCUGAAGAUCACAGGACUGAUCCUGAUGGUUGGAGUCACUGUUGGUAUCAUCAGAACCAGAGGAAGAAAAAAGCCUCAGAAAGACAUUAAUGUCCGUUUUGCUGCUGAUGACGACGCAGUGAGCUUUGAAAAUGUUGGAGAACGUUCUGCUCUCCACUGAGCUCCAACACAUCCAAGAUGAUUCAUUAAAAAGCUUCAUUUUAACUGUAAACCAGCCCAAAAGAAUAUUUUGCUCUGAGUUUUCUGCAUGUGGGUAGCAAUUUUGUGUUAAAUUUAGUGUUCAUUAAAAGCAUCAUAGAUAAGAUAAAAGCUGAUUGUUUAGUCUAGAAUAGUUUGGCAUACGAUGCUUUAAAUGUGUUGUUUGUUUGGUGUAAAUAAAGGAUUUGUCACAUAUUUUGUCGUAUUUCGAAGAACUUGUUCUUUAUAAAAGGAAGUGGUGUCGAGCAUGAGGGAUUUGCUGGUCACUCAUUGGUUAAUGUCCAGGAAGUUGGAGGAGAGAA